Lineus longissimus is the source of this 828-nucleotide messenger RNA. RefSeq lists its product as uncharacterized. NCBI's taxonomy places the organism in Eukaryota, Metazoa, Nemertea, Pilidiophora, Heteronemertea, Lineidae. The transcript has 7 exons. Bases 150 to 761 code for a protein of 203 amino acids. The record is from RefSeq and is a predicted model, not a curated record.
AGACAACAACACAGAAGGGACAUGACUUUCAUUUACUCUAAAAACGGAAGAAACCGGACUGCAAGUGAAUUGCGUGGCUCAACCUAUCGCACGGUGCACUUUAUAAAGCCUUGAUUCAGAGUGACGAUUGGUGAUCAAUAGUGCAAUUGAUGGUUUUUUCACGGUGUCUGGUUCCGUUCAUAAGGGUUUUGCCUGAAAACACAGCCCGAACGUGUCUGCGUGUAUUCAUCAAUGGAAUCAGAGGUCUUUCCGAGGACACAGAUUCCGUCAUCGCAAUAGUUUACGUUGAUGUCAAUGAGUAUCCUCACGACUCCAAUUUGACCAUUUCCAUCCUGCUUGAUGUGCUGCUAAUGCACCACCGCAUCUUUAAACCCAAACUCCAUCUACAAAUGGACAAUUGUUGGAGGGAGAACAAGAAUCGCUACAUUCUUUCAUUCUUGUUCUUCCUUGUGCAUAUAGAUGUUUUUGAAGAGGUAUCUCUGAACUUCUUACCAGUUGGUCAUACGCAUGAGGAUGUUGAUCAGAUGUUCAGAUGUAUCAAUACAGCCAUUUCUUCCUGCGGCAAUAUCAAUACUCUGGAUGAAUUCAUGGAUAGACUAACGGACAAAGACACAUUCUCGCCUAAGAUUGAAGUACAUAAUGUACAAAGUGUGUUCAACUGGCGUGACCACAUAAUUCCAUUCUUGCCAAUCCAAGCCACACCAGUUCCAAUUCAGGAAAGUAGAUGGGCAGGCAAGGAUGCGCUAUCGCCUGUGGGCUGAUGACCCGUGGAGCCCUGAGGGACCAGGCAUGACAUGCCUUGAGCCGAGUCCAGGCCCUUGGAGGUCC